Molecule: messenger RNA, 1573 nt
Organism: Engraulis encrasicolus (European anchovy)
Lineage: Eukaryota; Metazoa; Chordata; Actinopteri; Clupeiformes; Engraulidae
Gene: otol1a
Product: otolin 1a
Exons: 5
Coding region: 4-1485 (493 amino acids)
Molecular function (GO): protein binding
Source: RefSeq, a predicted model, not a curated record
CUGAUGGCGACCCAGACGUCUGCGGCGGCGAGAACCACUCGAUGGCCCAAACCCAAGCACACCAAGAAGCCCCCACGGGGAGGCAGUGGUGGGGGGCCCAGGCCCGGGGGGCAAGGUGGUGUUCCCCCUCGCCAGGGUAUCCACCAGAUUGCCACCACGAGCCCCUCCAGCACGGCCGGGACAGAGGAGACCACAGAGUCCAUGAUGGACGGGUACUCCUCUUCCCCCACUGACAGCACCACGUACUCUGUCGAUGCCUACUCCACGGAUUACCACACGGAGGCCUCCAUGGUGCCGGCCGGGGUGUUGCCGGAGAACUACACGCUGGACUAUAACGAGUGCUUCUUCAACUUCUGCGAGUGCUGCCCACCUGAGAAAGGACCACCAGGGCCCGUCGGGGAGAGAGGGCCACCAGGUACUGAUGUAAAUAAAAUGAUUCCAGGACCACCAGGCGAGAUGGGUCAGCUAGGCCCAAUAGGACCGGCUGGUCCGGCAGGUGUCCCAGGCACACCAGGACCUCCUGGAAACAAAGGAGAAAAAGGAGACCACGGCGAAGCAGGUGUACCUGGUAUUCCUGGUAUUCCUGGAAGACCUGGGGAUAAAGGUGGUGCAGGCCUGAGCGGUAUGAAGGGAGACACAGGCCCUCCCGGGAUGAAGGGAGCCCAGGGGGAGAAAGGAGACAGAGGGGAGCUCGGAAGCAGGGGGGAGAAGGGGGAUCCAGGAGGCGUCGGGUUGAUGGGAGCGCCCGGAUUAGACGGAAUGAAGGGAGAAAAGGGGGAGAGAGGGGAAGUGGGAGAGUGCCUACCUGGAGAGAAGGGCGAGAGGGGUGAGAUCGGACCAAGCGGGCCAAGGGGAGAGACUGGGGUUCCUGGAAGGAACGGCACCCAGGGCCCUCCGGGGGCUGAUGGUCUGCCGGGCCAUGAGGGGUCUCCAGGGGUCAAAGGGGACAUGGGGCCCAUGGGCCCCCCAGGCCCCCCGGGGCUGAGAGGGCUACCAGGAGCCAAGGGUGCCAGAGGGCCCAAAGGCCCCCGCGGCCAGAGAGGACUGAAGGGAGCCAAAGGGGACAGUGCGGUGCAGGCUCGCUCUGCCUUCAGUGUGGGUCUUUUCCCCAGCCGGUCUUUUCCUCCUCCGGGCCUGCCUGUCAAAUUCGACAAGGUCUUCUACAAUGACGAGGGCCACUGGGAUCCUGUCACCAGCAAAUUCAACUGCACACACUCGGGCGUGUAUGUGUUCUCGUACCACAUCACCGUCCGUAACCGGCCCCUCCGUGCCGCCCUGGUGGUGAAUGGCGUGCGUAAAUUACGCACGCGCGACUCGCUCUAUGGUCAGGACAUCGAUCAAGCCUCCAGUUUGGCGGUGUUCCGGCUAUUGCAUGGAGACCAGGUGUGGCUCGAGACUCUCCGGGACUGGAAUGGAGUCUACUCCAGCAGCGAGGAUGACAGCACCUUCUCCGGGUUCCUCCUUUACGCCGACGUGCAGGACUGACCAUGACGCUCUCUGACUACUGUUGAUGCUGUUGCUGUUGCUAAUCCUAUAUUGUGUACACCAUAGUCAUGAGUGCAAGAGUUAUGCU